Molecule: messenger RNA, 726 nt
Organism: Pyricularia pennisetigena
Lineage: Eukaryota; Fungi; Ascomycota; Sordariomycetes; Magnaporthales; Pyriculariaceae
Exons: 2
Coding region: 1-726 (241 amino acids)
Biological process (GO): carbohydrate metabolic process
Molecular function (GO): hydrolase activity, hydrolyzing O-glycosyl compounds
Source: RefSeq, a predicted model, not a curated record
AUGUUAUCAUCGGGCACUUGGGACCGCGACUCGCUCACCCGCGUGAUCGAAUCGUACAUCAGCAACGUGGCGGGGCAUUACAAGGGCAAAUGCUACGCCUGGGACGUGGUCAACGAGGCGCUCAACGACGACGGAACCAUCCGAGAUUCGGUAUUCAACCGCGUCUUAGGGACGGAUUGGAUCCCCAUGUCCUUCAAGGCCGCCGCGGCCGCAGACCCGCAAGCCAAGCUGUACUACAACGAAUUCGGCAUCGAGCGGGUCGGCGCCAAACAGGAGGCGACCCUCAAGCUUGUUGACCUGAUCAAAAACAGCGGCGCCACCAUCCACGGCGUCGGCUUACAGGCGCAUUUCAUCCUCGGCUCGACGGGCACCAAGGAGGAGCUUGCGGCGUCCCUCAACUCCUUCACCGCCAAGGGCGUCGACGUCGCCUACACCGAGCUGGACGUCCGCCACCAGAAGCUCCCACCAGAUGCGCAGGCCCUGCAGCGCCAGGCAGACGAUUAUGCGGCGGCCGUGGGCGCCUGUCUGUCCGUGGACCGUUGCGUCGGCAUCACGGUCUGGGGCGCGUCCGACGCCCACAGCUGGGUUCCGACCACCUUCCCGGGCGAAGGUGCCGCCACGCUGCUCGACGAGAACAUGAACCCCAAGCCGGCGUACAAUAGGGUUCGAGACGUGCUGGCUGCUGCCGGGCGUGGCAGGAAGAGGUCUCCGAGAGUCCCUGCCUGA